CCCCCUGCUGGGUAACAUCUUGUACUGCACGGUCUAGUUCCUGGUUGAUGUUAACACGCUUUAGGCGACUCUUGGUUCACCACGCAAUAUCAACUUUUGAAAGCAUGGAAUCAGUUGGUUCUUAGAGCGCCAAGGACACAUUAAGCGAAAAUAACAUUGAAACUUAACUGUGUAGAUUUUCGGUUUUGCCCAAGGCAUGACUGUGUAGACUUCUGCUGGUUCGCUCACAGUAGCCUAGCCAGCUUUCAGUCGCCAGCUAAGCUAGCUAACUUGCUUGCUAGCUCAAUUGCAAUCCAAAAUGACUGACUGCUGCGCCGCAGCGACCUGUGAUUAUCAGCAAGGGGAAUCAACCACUGCACUUUUCAGCUUUCCUUUGGAUCCAGAGCGCUGUAAACAAUGGUUAAACAACUGUUGUCGCCAAGAUUUGGCCUCAGAACCUACUGAGCAGUUGCACAAGCUGUACAGACUUUGUGCAAAGCACUUUGAGCCCUCGAUGAUCUCUAAUCAGAGUGCCUCCAGAUGUGUCUUGAGGGAAGAUGCUGUUCCAACAAUAUUUGACUUUACAACACCUAUGAACAGUCAGUCAACCUGCAACAGGAAGCGAGCUAGAGAUCCUUCGGAAGAGGAACUCAUUUCUGUGAAGAAAACGAAAGAAAACACAUCAAGACCAGAAGUGACGGAGGAGAAACAAGUGUCUGGAGAGAACAGUUCAACAGCUGAACUUAAAAAUGAUAGCCAAACCCAAGAGGAUGUGGCGAGCUCGAAAGCAAAAGAAACUCUGAAAGUAUAUUUUAAGGAAAUACUGGCACUGACUGGAUUCAGUAUCAAUGGUACAAACGUCAACACUGAUGAGCCGAUUGGAAGUGCUAGGGGUCAGCAGACUCUAAAUCAUAUCUGUGUGGAGAAAAUUGACAAAACAGAAAUCCUCAAGUUCAGUGAAGACCUCAUGCGGGAGGAGAUCCAGAACAGUCUCAGAUUAGCACGAUUCUUUUCCAUUCUGCUUCAGGAUGUGACGAGCAUAGAGGGAAAGGAGCACAUCCCAGUCUUCAUCAGGUCUGUCACAGUAGCUGGGUUUCCACAAAAACACCUCAUUGGGUUCCUACCAUGCGAUGUGGAUGCAGAGAGUCUGUUUUACAUGCUUCUCUCUGAGUUAAGAAACAAGUGGGGGCUGAGGAUGGAGCACUGCAGAGGACUCACUUAUUUGGUUACAGGCAGUAUGUGUCAGAAAAUGCGAGACCUUACUUGCAGGAUUCUUCAGGAGUUCCCACAAGUAGUUCUGUCACCAAGUGACCCAUAUGCCUUCAACAUAUGGCUUAUUCGUUGCAUGCCUGUGCCUUCCAUCCAGAAGGUUGCAGACACUGUAGAGGAGGUGGCCUCAUUACUCAGGAGAACUCCAGAGCUGUCCAAAAGAUUGGAAGGAAAGAUCCAGAUGGCAUAUGGGCAUGUAAAAGGAGAAGUGGAUCGGAUCAAAGCAGCUGUCAGUGGGAAUUGGGAGUACACCACUGAUACCUUCCAGACCAUGUUAGAUAUUCUGGAGCCAUUCCUGAACUGCAUUAAUGAGAUGAUUUCGAAGGUAGAUGAAGAUACUGCUGAACAGAUGGCCAAGCUCAAGCCAGUUUUGAAGAAUUUCAAUUUCAUCAUCACACUUGUUGUUCUAAAGAACACUCUCUGUUGUGUGAGCAUACUCAACUCGAGUCUCAGGGGAAUAAUUAGCAUCAGCAGUACCUUGCAGUACACGAUUUCCAAUGCCUUAAAGCUGGUAAGCAAAUAUCAACAGGAACUUGCCAUAUUCCACAGGAAAUGGUUUUCAGAUGCAGUUGGUCGAGCCAAGAAGCUGGGAGUGGAGGUCAGUAAACCAGAGAUAGACCAAGGUGACAAAACUGACACACCACUGGAGGACUUUUACAGAGAAACUAUGAGCCGGCCUAUCUUGCUCUAUCUUGUUGCAGAAGUGAAGAGAGUGUUCAGCACUGAGAUGGUGAGGAUUCUUCGAUGGCUGUCAUUAGUGCCAUCUUACAUGGCUGACCACAAUUUCAGCAUUCGUAGAGACAAAGUAGCAGAUGCCAACUUGAACAAUCUUGCAAGGCCUGACACAUUUUAUGAAGAACUUGGUUGUUGGGAAGUGAAGUGGAGGCAUGCAAGCAAGCGAAGAAUCUUACCAACCACAGUGUUUGCUACACUUAAGAUUCCAGAUAUUGGGUUUUACCCAAAUGUGCAGAGCUUGCUCAGGGUGUUGGGCACUGUUCCAUGUGUAAAUGCAGAGGCAGAUGUCUAUGGCCAGUACCAUAUGGUACUCGAGCGGUGCCACUCUUAUUUGAGAGCCACACCAGAGGAGCAAAGACAGUGCAGCAUGGCAUUUGUCUACGUGAACCAAGAUGUGCAUUUCAGUGUUGAACAGAUGGUGGAGUCAUAUGUCCAAAAGCAUCCAGAUAUCCUACAGUUGCUGCAAAUGGAGUAUGACACAAAAGAGACGCAUCCCCAAGUGGCAGCUCAUGAAAACCAUGCUGAAAAGGAUACUGAAGAGGAAUUACAACUCCUAAACCUAGAGAUGGAUGCUGAAAGGCUUGUGGAGAUGAAGUGUGCAGAGACCGAUAGAGAAGCUCUUAAAUCUGCUUUGCAGGCUGCAGUAGCAGCUGCAUACAGCAGUCAAAGCAGACUACAUAGUGAUGCCUCUCCUGGUCAGGAUGGAGAUAUAGAGUAUGUGACCAAGUCUGAAAUGAAAGAAGUUCUUACUGUGUGCGAGAACGCUGUCAGGGAGGGAAUUCUCAUGGAAGUGGGGAGUUCAUUCUUUUCCUUAUUCAUUGACCGUGUUGUGAAACUGGGGGAGAAGGACUACCUUCCACUUUUCCUUAGAUUUGUGGACAGUUUUGAUGUCAUGCGACUGGAAUUGAUGGGAUUCCUUGAGGCAGAUCUUGCUUGUGAUACUAUGGUACAACGCCUUCUGGAAAUAGUUACAGUCGAGUGGCAUCUUGAUUUAAGUAACUGCAGAGGUCAAGCAUACCUAGGAUCUGGUGAUGUCUCCUACAAGCUGAAAGCCUUUGCCUGCAAAGUCCAGGAGAACUAUCCCCUUGCUAUAAGCACACACUGCUCUUCCUACUCUUUCAACACAUGGUGGUCAAAAUCCAUUCCAGUGCCUGCUGUUAAAAGAGCCCUGGAUACAUUUGAAGAAGUUUUAAUGUUUUUUGGCAGCAGUUCUACUUUAGAAAAACAGCUUGACCAUGUGAUAGCACUUGGUCUUAGAGAGAGCUAUGAAAAGGUCCAAGAGUUACAAGGGAAGUUCUGUUCCCUUUGGCAAGAGAAGCAUGAUUCUUAUGAGGUGUUUGUGCAGAUGCUGGAGCCCCUGGUCGAAUGUCUGGAGAAAAUCAAGAACAACCCACAGAGAUGGAAAGUCUUUGUGUCUGAACAAGCUGGGGCACUUCUCCACAAGGUAAUGGAAUUUGAUUUCAUCAUUGCCAUGGUGGUCUUGAAGAAUGCAUCAUCUUUUACCAGAGAAUUGAGUGCAGGUCUCCAGAAGGACCACUUCAGUGCUGCAUCCCAACUUUGCCAUAUUGGUGGCAUUGUGGCCACUCUGAACCGAGUAAAAACGAAUAUGAAAGUUUUUCACCAGAACUGGUUUGAUGAGGCCUGUGCAAUGGCACAGAGCCUAAGAGUGCAGAUUGAAGUGCCUGAAACCUCUGUGCCAAGGGAUGGCAUGAUCAAGCCAGUCGGGUUUUACAAAGAUGGUUUAAGUGUGCCCCUAGUAGAUAACCUCAUCAAUGCGGUGAAGGAUCAUUUUUCAGAAGAUCACAAGGAAGCGCUUAACUUUCUCUCUCUGGUUCCAUGCUCAGUCACCGUGAGUUACAUGUUUGAGAGCUUAAAGACAAAGCCUCCUCUCUACAGCCGUGAUCUUCCUGAUGCUGACAACUUCUUCACAGAGCUUUGCUGUUGGAGAGUAACCUGGAAGACCAAAGUGGCAUCUGUGACCAUCCCAAACUCCAUAUUUCACACAUUGCGUCUGCCACUCAUGCAGUUCUUCGGGAACAUCAAUGCACUGCUCAGGGUUAUGUCUGUACUACCUAGCACAGCACUGGAAGACUGUGGUGUUGUAAUGCGCCACAAGAAGUUCCAAGAAUACCUGAGAAAUACAAAUCCUAAAGACAGGUGCCCAUGCUUGGCUAUGCUGCAGGUGGGCACUGACUUCAGCAGAGACCUGGACCGCAUGGUGACCCAGUGUUUGAAGGUUACUCCACAGGCCUUGGAGGGUAUCUGUCUGGACAGGGAAUCCAGAAGUUUCAUAAGGACCACUGAAAAUAAUAUGGAAGUUGACUGUGUCAAGGAGGAAACCGAGGAGAUCAAAAUUGAACAAUUACCUGACAAGGCUGAGGGCCAAGACUUGAAAUCAGCAGAUGAGAAUGGGCAUGCAGGAGAUAAUCAUCAAAGUUUAGCUACUGUGUUCAGACUUGCUGCACUCCUGGGGAAAAGGAAUAGCAGCCUGUCUGACCUCUCGGAAGAGGACCAAGAGUUUUUCAGCCAGGAACUAAGCAUGUGCCACUGGUUUGGAAGUGAGAGCAAAUUCACACCAUCUACAGGUGAUAAUGAAAUGGUAAACCUCCUCAUAAAUGGAAUCAGAGAUGUCAUACUCAAGGAAAUACACGACUCCCCGUUCUUUUCACUUAUCACAGACAAACCUGUUAAAAUCACUGACAAGACACACCUACCCGUUUUUGUGAGGUAUGUCAGGCAGUCUGCUCCAAAAGUAGAGCUCAUGGGUUUUUUACCAUUUAAUGAAAACUGCCACAUUGAGACACAAGCAAAUAACCUCGCAAAGAUUCUCACUGAAGACUGGGGCUUACCAAUGUCUCAGUGCCGAGGACAAGCAUUCAUGCACUUGGGCUCAGGUUUCCAAAGCCUGAAGAAAAUGUCUUUGGAUUUCCUCACGAGUUAUCCAUUCUCUGUUAUAACGCCCAGUGAGUCUUGCGGCCUUGCCCAUUGGCUGGCAGGAAGUGUGCCUUGCCCUUCAGUAGUAAAAAUGUUGGAUAUCACAGAAGACCUGCUGCUGUUCUUUGAUGACUCUCCUUGUCUGGAGGGAGAGUUAGCACAGGCUGCUGAUGGGCUUUUAAAUAUGCCAAGAGAGGCCCUGGAGGAAAUUCCAGAAACAUGUUGCUCAAGGUGGAAAAAGAGAGAAGACUUCUUUGACAUACUUGCUGACACAUUAGAAGGCAUUCUCAAUUGUUUAGAUGCUGUUAGCUCUAGUGCCGCAGGUGCCAAGUCAGUGCAUGCACAAGUUCUCUCUACUGCUCUCAAAAAUAUGGAUUUCAUUGUCACUCUUGUGAUUUUGAAGAAUGCUUGUGCUCCUCUUCGUAACUGUAGCACUGUCUUCCGCUGUGGAAAUCCUGCUGAUAUUCUCUGUGAAGUGGAAAAAAUCCCUAUAAUCAUAGAGACGCUUAACAAAAUGUUAGAAAAUGUGAGCACUGUGCACUCCACUUGGUUUGAGCAGGCCUUCCAGCUAGCAACCAAGGUAGCUCCUGAACAAGUGUGCUUCUCAGAGGAAGCCAUCAGCUGUGAAUCUCCUGAGAUAUAUUACAGAGACAAUCUGAGUGUCCCUCUCCUUAGAAGUCUCAUUGAUGAAAUGGAGUACAGCUUUUCAGACAGCCACUUAAAAGCCCUGUCGGUCUUGUCAUUGCUGCCCUCCUGCAAUCCUCAGUCUGUUCUAUCAGAGUCUACAGACAAACCUUUCAGCCUCUACCUUACAUCUCUUCCUGAUCUGGAAGCAGCUGAGCAGGAAAUAAACGCCUGGGCCAAUGUCUGGAGAGAGAAAUACCAGGAUGUUGCUCCUCCAACAUCCAUCGCUGAAACACUAGCCCAUCCUGAGUCAAAGAGCUACCCUGCUGUUACUUUACUGCUUAGGCAAGUAGCUGUCCUGCCGAGUGUCAGUAUGGAGUGUGAUCUGAUGAAGACGACACUGAAUUCCAUGAGGGAUCUGUUAAAAAACACUCUUUGCAAAGGCAGCAUAACGGAUCAUGUGAUGCUUUUCUCUCACUGCGCAACACUGCAGAGACUGCCAGAGGUUGUUGAGAAGUGUAUGGAGGUUGAUCCAGAGAGCAGCACAUGGCUAUCCAAGGUGAUGGAAAGUUUUCAAAGACUAAAGCUGGGCAGUGGCAUUGAAGCAAAACCAGCUUCUCCAACACAAUUGCAAGACUUCAGCGUAGCAGACAAGCUCACUGAUGGAGAGGUGGCUUUGGCAGAUAAUGAAGUGGUACUGGAGGUUAUUCAAGGAGCAAGGAAAGCAGUGUCUUUCUAUGAGCCACAACUACGUGAACAAAUCCUCAAGGAACUCUGGGACUCUCAGUUCUUUACAAUUAUAACUGAGCAAGCUGUUGAAAUUGACAGUGAGCUCUAUGUCCCCUUGUGCAUCAGGUACUUAAACAAAGAGGACAUUCAGUGUGAGGAAACACUGGCUUUCAUCCCUUUCGCUGAAGACCCAGUUGUCCUUGCAGAAGCUAUUGAGACUGCCCUGUCUGAGAAGUGGGGACUAAACAUGGAGUACUGUCGAGGACAGACCUUGCUGAGUGUUGGUGACGUAGGAUUUCAGAUGAGGGCUGUAAGUUCUGCUAUAGCUAAAAAAUAUCCUCAGGCUGUUAGAACAGUCAGCUCUGCUUUGUCUCUCAAUGUAUGGCUGGCUAAAUCCUCUCCGGCUAAAGAAACAGCUGACGGAGCUGUUCUCAUAGGUAAAAUAUUACAUUGGCUCACAGAGGAUGCAGAACGCCAGAACAAACUUGAAGACAUGAUUAGUCACGUGUUCAAGCAUGAUGAAGGGAAGGGUAAUGAGCUGAGGGACAGACUCAUCAAGAACUGGGACAAAAGUCAUGACAUGUAUGAAGUGAUGGUAGAGAUUUUAGAAGCAGUCAUGCUCUGCUUAAAUGAGCUGAAAGGGGAGGGAAGCCCUUCAAACCAGCAGCAAGCAUCACAAUUCUUCAAUGCAAUCAGAAACUUUGAGUUUGUCCUGUCAACAGUCGUGCAGAAGAAUGUCUUGAGUGUAACUGAAAAGUUAAGUCAGGCUUUUCAGGGCAAGCCCUUAGAUAUGUUACUUACUGUGAAUAAUUUACCUGAUCUUAAAGCUUCACUCGGUCAACUUCAGAGUGAUAUUGACACCCAUCACAAGGCCUGGUUUGAGGAAGCUGUCACAUUGGCUUCUAAACUCCAAGUCACAAUGUUGCAUUCAGUACUUCUUGAGCCCCUGAGUGAGUUUUAUAAAGAGUCAGUAAGCAUGAAGCUUGUAGAGCACUCGAUAGCAGAAAUCGAUGAUCUCUUCACAGAAAAGGUAUUGGAUACCUUGAGGUGUCUGGAGAUUGUGCCUUAUGCAAUGUCCAAAGUAGAAACCAGCAUACUUAGUGGUCUCGUGUUCCGCCUGUACAAGGAGGACUUGCCAGAUCAGGGUUCCCUUCACUCUGAGAUGAAGUUGUGGAAGGAGAAAUGGUUGGAUCCCCUAGCAGGCUAUCUCCCAACUACUGUGCUUGAUACACUCAAGACGUCACAGAUAAGAAGUUUUAGCAACAUUGAAACGCUUCUUAGACUCCAGGUCAUCUUGCCAUUUUCAAGGAGGGAGAGCAAUUUCAGACAGGGUAAAAGAAGCUUGCAGGAGUUCAUACAACAGGAAAAGAGGUCUCUCAGCGAGCUCCAUCCUCUGUAAGAUUUGCAGGUCUUCCAUCACAGCUAUCAGAUUUGAACAAUGCAUUUGAGAUGUCACCGAUACCAUACUCAAGAACUGUGUCUCAAACCUAACUGAGGUUCUGAACUCAAUAUUUCUCUGUACAUUAUUGAUCUAAAUUGAGAUUUCUUUUUGUUGUUAUCCUGCAAACCAAGACCUAUGUUAUGUUGUUGUGUUUUGUUUUUGUUUUUGUUUUUUAUCUAUAGUUUUUACAGUUGUACUACCCAAUGGGACCAAUGUCUUGGCAAACAAAAACAGUGCUCCACUGAUAGGUAUCAAUGCUUGUGCCUUGAUGCAGAAGUAAAAAUUCGCCCCAUAUAUUGUGAUGAUACAGAUGUUUAAAAAUGUCCCAUUGGUGUUGGAAACAACUAUUUUUGUCAUUACCAAAAUGACCAGACUUCUGUAUCAUUGUAUCUGUGUCAUAAUUCAUUAUAACUAUUGAAGUGCACCGUUAUCUUUGCAGGGCACAAAUAGAAAUAGCUAGUCCCAUAAUGUCUUCUGAUGAUUUCUCCUGUUUCCUGUCUCUCUGCAGGAAUGAAUUUGCUCUAAAGUAUCUUUGAAAGAAUGUUUCCUUAAUAGGAAAACCUUCAUAUAUAUUUGUCAAAAAAAGGAAUAAAAUGCUCCAAAAUAUG
Monopterus albus (swamp eel) is the source of this 8319-nucleotide messenger RNA. RefSeq lists its product as uncharacterized. The transcript is spliced from 11 exons. Bases 299 to 7669 code for a protein of 2456 amino acids. Lineage: Eukaryota; Metazoa; Chordata; Actinopteri; Synbranchiformes; Synbranchidae. The record is from RefSeq and is a predicted model, not a curated record.